AUGAUAGCUAUGUUACUACCUUGGAUGACUUUGCCUUAUCUAUACCCGCCGUCAACAAGUAAACAAUUAGGUGUAUACCCGGAGAACACCUCGCUGAAAGAUAAGUUGCCAGUGUUUUUUCACAGUGAUUUGAAAUUCGAAAUACCAAUAUCGGUACACUAUAAUAAUGAAUAUUUCACAUUACCAGAUUUGAUUGAGUCUACUCAGAUCCAGAUCGACAAUGAAUUGAAUCAAAUGAUUAAUAGCUAUGAAAGCAGACUGAGCUUAAAGAUCUAUCUAGUUGAUUGUAUCAACAAAGACUGCAAAGAAAAUGAAACUGAAUAUCAAUUGGAUUUAAUAUUAAGUCGUGAUAAUUCUCUCGGUGUUUCAUCAGACGCAUUAAAAGCCGUUGUUUUUUACUCAUUAGAUUCUAUCCAUUCAAACGACUUGCCCUUUUUGAUUACGCAAACUGUUUUACAUCAUUUUGUUCACGGCGAUAUUGAAUUAUUGAGUAGAAAAUUGGGUGAGGACAAAGUUAAAAAUGAACUAUAUUUUAAGCUUAAAUUCAUAGGUCCAUCUUUCGAAUCAAAUAAUAACGAGCAAGAUCCACCUAUAAUAUACAAUGUGAUGAACAUCAUUAACGAGUUUUCAAAGCUGAUUGGCCCCAUUACCAAUAUGAUAUAUGAUCUUGAUCGAUCGAAUCUGAGUUUGGCGGGUAUGGAAUAUGAUGACUUUGAUGAAGCUGCCACCGAGGAUAAGAUUAUAAUAACGUUUCCAAAUAAAAUGAGCAAGGUUCUCAAAAUCAACGAGAAUAAUGAUUUCGAAAUGACAAUUCAUAAAUUGUUCUCCAUAGUCGAAAAACAAGUCGGUCUUCCAUCGAGACCAAAUAACAAUUUCGUUAUUAGAUAUUAUGCUUGUUUGAGAUGGAAGAUUAGAGAUGCAGUGUACCAAAUUGAGAGGAAAAUUAACCAGAUGGAGAACCAGGAUGUUGAGCUUGCCCAAAAAGAAGAGCUUACCAAGAACUUGAAACUGAUCCUUGAUUCGAUCAAGCAAGAUCGUAGGACUCUUGCGUUAGAGGAGCAUUUGAGAAGAUGUAAAAGUUUGUUAUAUAGCAUUACUUAA
Molecule: messenger RNA, 1101 nt
Organism: Lodderomyces pseudojiufengensis
Lineage: Eukaryota; Fungi; Ascomycota; Pichiomycetes; Serinales; Debaryomycetaceae
Exons: 1
Coding region: 1-1101 (366 amino acids)
Source: RefSeq, a predicted model, not a curated record